GCUCUCAUUUGAAGGAGCUCACGGGUUCAUUCAACUAUUAAGCGCCUCCCAGUUCCUCUAAAGGACAUUAUAAUGCAAGGAACCUCCUUUUUAACCACAAACCGAAUUUGCUUUCAUUUAGGCCAUAUAUAUUUUUUAAAUAGUUUAAAGUCAUAGAGAUUUUUUUGGAAAAGCAUUUCGCCCUGGAGCGGUGCGCGAUGCUUUCCCACGCCGACCUGCUGGAUGCUCGCCUCGGUGAGUUAUCAACGCCAAACUCCGGUCUGCAACUCUACUGGAUGAAGGAUGCCGCGGCCGAGCUUCUGGGUCACAGGGAGGCAUUGAAAUGCAGGCUAGGCGGCGGCGGAACUGACCCGGGCCACCCCGGAGAACUCGCUCCGGUCUCCGAUGCAGUGGAAGGGGCCACCCUUCUCCCCGGAGACGAUAUCAACAGUGCUGGAUCCAAUCCGUCGGGUGUAGCGGUGAACAGUAAGGAACAGGAGAAGCAGCAGCAGCAGCAACAGAACCCCGCUCAGUCCGGCGCCCAGCAGAGUCAGAAACAGAAACGGCACCGGACUCGCUUUACUCCGGCUCAGCUUAACGAGCUGGAACGCAGCUUCGCCAAAACCCACUAUCCGGACAUCUUCAUGCGCGAGGAGCUCGCGCUCCGGAUCGGCCUGACGGAGUCACGCGUGCAGGUUUGGUUUCAGAACCGACGCGCCAAAUGGAAGAAGCGCAAGAAGACCACCAACGUGUUUCGCGCUCCGGGCACUUUGCUGCCCACUCACCACGGCCUACCGCAGUUCCCCUCUGCCGCGGCCAUGGGCGACGGCCUGUGCUCUUUUCACGCUAAUGACGGCCGCUGGGCGGCGGCCGGGAUGCCGGGAGUCUCACAGCUGCAGUUACCGCCCGCCCUAGGCCGACAACAAGCCAUGGCACAGUCUCUAUCCCAGUGCAGCCUGGGCGCCGGACCGCCACCCAACUCCAUGAGCCUGUCCAACAUGUCCUCCAACGGUUCUGGCCUCCAGUCCCACCUCUACCAACCCACCUUCCCCGGCAUGGUGCCCGCGUCGCUCUCUGGUCCCACCAACGUGACAGGCUCGCCUCAGCUGUGUAGCUCCCCGGACACUGACAUCUGGAGAGGGACGAGCAUCGCGUCCCUGCGCCGUAAAGCGCUCGAGCACACAGUGUCCAUGAGUUUCACCUAAUACUUUGACGUGGUUCACCUCCUGUUUCUCGUCCACCCGUCAUUACUGGCCCAGUGACGCACACGGAAGUCAAAGGAUACGACUGUCCUCCAGUAAACAUGAACUGUGCGCACCUGAUGGAAAUAAAACCUAAAGCAUCAUAGGCUGAAAAAACGAAAUGUAUUUAUUACGUCCUAUUUAUUUAAUAAUUUAUUUUUUAUUUAUUAGCACUUUCUUUUUUGCUUAAUCAAAAUAUCAGCAACCUGGACAGUAAACAGUCUGUACAUUUGAAAUGUAUUCGUUUGCAUUUGAGAAACAAGACGAGAGACGGUGCCCUAGUUUUUAUUAUUAUGAUCAUCAUUGUUAUUAUGGAAGAAAUCGUUCAAAUUUUAGGACUGUUUUAUGAAUCGGUGGAAAGAAAGGAAAAUAACUCAACAAGAAUUAAGAUUCUUGACUGCAUGUGCCGACCAAGGUAAACAACACCACAACAACAACGGAGAAAUGUUAUUUAAACGAGAAGUAUGAAUUUGUUAUAUGCUGUUAUAUAGGAUGUUUUGUGUAGAUAAAGCAUUCGGUCAGUUUGUGAUAUGUUCUAAGUUCAUGUAUGUGCUUAUACCAAUAUAAAUUUCUUAAAUGUUUGAUCUUCUUAACGGUUCUUUUGUUUUCUGAACAUGUUUAUAACGAUUGAAUGUAAAUUAACGAAUAAAAUCAUUUUCAAUAUGU
This is a messenger RNA of Cyprinus carpio (common carp), 1886 nucleotides long. Its product is annotated as homeobox protein orthopedia B-like. NCBI's taxonomy places the organism in Eukaryota, Metazoa, Chordata, Actinopteri, Cypriniformes, Cyprinidae. Gene Ontology annotation, molecular function: DNA binding; DNA-binding transcription factor activity, RNA polymerase II-specific. Gene Ontology annotation, biological process: regulation of DNA-templated transcription; neuron differentiation. The record is from RefSeq and is a predicted model, not a curated record.